GAAAGUCAUCAUUAGAGUACCUGUUUCAUCUUUAUCAGUUUCAAUUUCCAUAUAAUAUUAACUACUUAUAUUAAAUGUUAAUUCCAAAUACUUCAAAGUUAUUUAUUUACUUUAAUUAUUCACUUAAACAACCGUAAAGUAACUGUAUAUACCUCUCAUUUAUCAAAUAAAAAUUGUUUUGUUUAAAAACAGUGUUAAUAAAAAUUUUCAAUCAAUUAUAAUUAUCUGAUUGAACAAUUAAUUUUAUUGGAUGUUGAUAAACAUGGCUGAGAGUACAACUGAAACGAAUGUCGAACAAGAUAAAGUCAAUGACUACGAUGAAAUAUUUGAUGAUUUGAUUGGAAACAUCGACAUUGAGGGUAUCAGUAGCAGCACAAGUGAAAUUUUACAAACGGAUGCAGUAAAUGACAACUUUCUAACCUUACUUGAUCAAUACUGCAACGAAACGCUCACUAAUUCCUUGACAUCAUCAACCGAGGAUAAUUUCCAGAUCGACAAUCCGGUAUAUGACCUCCAAUCAGCAUCAUUCGAUAUUAACACCGACAAUGUUCAGUUCACUGACAAGCUUCCUCAAAUAUUUAUUAUCAAUCAAUCCCACCAGAACAUCAACUCAAAUGUAGAGAUAAAAAAUCUAACUCAGUACAUUUCUAACUUUAAUAACAAAAGUGCGAUGUGUUCAUCAAUUUCAUCAAAUCAAAGCUUUUUAGAUUUAUCAUCAAAACCUCAUUUGGCUACCAGUGGAGACUUAAAGCCAGCAGGAGAACGUAGGAGUUAUCGGAGUUCGAUGUUUUUAUUGAACCAAUGUGAUCAAACCAAGAAAAAGGACGAGAACUUUUACCACAAAUUAGUAUCACUGCUUGAUGAAGAAGACAUUAAUAAGCUAACUGGAGAAAUGUAUACUUUAGAGUACUACCGAUCAUGCAAUAAAUUGUUGGCAACCAAGUCUCGACCAUUAGCAAAUUUACGGCAUAAAAAUAAAGAAGCUGAGAAAAAACACAAAGAUUUGGUUGACUUGAAUAAAAAAUGCCGAAGCAUUAUACGCAAGUUUAAAAAUGGACCAUUCACUAUUGACACUUUAUUCAAAUGGAAUGAACAACGUUCAAUGGAUGGUCCAAUGAGCUGUUCAAUAUGUCGUUGCAAUAAGUUCUUUAAACGUCCUGGUUCAAUAGCCAACCAUAUUUACAGAGUACAUGAAAAAAUUUUACAAGAAGCACUGGAAACUGGUGAAUUAAGUAAUGUUAUAAGAGAUCGUGAUAAACCGAAACCUUCGAAUAACAGUAGGUUUCAUUUGUAUCAACAACUUGGUACAUUACCAGUCACUCAAAUGAGAACUUCAUAUCCAACAACCAAAGUGGACUUAUCUAUAAAUCAAUUUAACGGAAGAAAUAGUUAUCAGUUCAACCAUUUGUCACCACACACAAUUACAAAGCAAUAGCAUUUUGGACACUGAAUUAUUGGUUUUCCAUAACUAUAGUUAUUCCAUAACUAAUUAGGUCUGUUAAAAUGAAAUAAGUAGUAGAUGAACCGGGUAAGGUUUUCGCAAGAGCUGUUACUUAGGAGGGGGAGGGGACAACAUACGUAAGUCUGCUGCCAGUCUUACGUUGAUUUGGCUACUGGUUAAUAUUAACACAUAUAUGAAAUUCACUCUUAUUAACAUUUUCACCGACUUUUGAACUACGUUAUUUCCUACUUCCACCAUUUUUGGGAUAAAACAUGAAAUACGAAAGCGAAGACUUUACUAUUCUCCUUCUAUUUACAGAUCUUGCUUGCUUAGAAAAGAAGGUACCCUAGUAGCCAUUAAGAAACAGACUGCCGUCAGACUUACGUAUGUUGCUGUCUUUUGGUUUCCUAACGUAAGAUCAACAUAAAAUCAACGUCAGACGUCAGAUGCUGCCGCAGAAAGAAAACAGACAUACGUAAGUCUGUCGACAAUUCUAAUGACAGAUCUUGGCUACUAGGGUAGGAUUAAGGGUCACUUUUUGUUUUCAUUAAAUUAUAUUUCACUAUGUUAAAUUAUUAUUAAUUGUCACUUUUCGAAGUUUCUGUUUAAUGCCAAGAAGUUAUUUUUUAAUAUAUUUGUGGGUUAGCUGAUGGAAGACGCACCGUGUUUGCAUAAUAAACGAAUAGACCAUUAUCCUACCUUCUUCUGUUUAAAACUUACAGAUAUCUUAAUAAGAUAUCGGCCUUCGUUAGAAUUUUUCAGAAUAAAAUAGUUAAACAUUAUUGGACGAAGAAAAUUGUAAAAUAAAUAAUCAACUUUUUGAAAAGAUUUAUAACGCAGAGAAAAACUUCAAGCUAAGUACGAUAUGAUGACUGGAGUGUAAAACUGCCCGACCCGAAGGUGAGAAUAACAAAUAUAGUUCAGUCACUAUAUUUUGAGAAAGAGCGAGAAUUGAAAGUCCAUUGAACAUUAACCAAUUUUGUUCGUUAGAUUGUUUUUAGUGACGGCAGACAUCAGUAUGAAUUUGUGAACACAUGGCAAAAUGUGUUGUUCUUUGUAUUAAAUAUCUGGAAAAAACGCAUCGGAGAUCGAGACAUGAUAAGUGCAAUUUUUAGAGCUUUUCACGAGCAAAACAAUGAGAUCAGCUUUAACUCUCUACGACCAAUGGUUCUCGAGAUAUUGUUCUAUUUUUGAGAUAUUAAUUGUUUAUGUCAACAGUCCCACUGUUUUUUAAACAAUUAAUCGUAGCUCAUCAUCAAAUGAAUUUUUUGAAUUUUUUUUUUUAAUCGGAAGCUACAUUCAUGCCAAAUAUAUAAAACAACUUAGCAUUGAUGAAGUAUCAUAACUUGUUUGAAUAAAAAAUAAAAAAUGAAAAUUCAAAAAAUUUGUCAUAAUAAAUGUUUUUUUUUUUUUUUUAUUCAAAAAAGUAAUGAUCCAAAACAACCUUAUCAACAAAAUCGGUUAAUGUUCGAUGAACAUUCACUUUUCAGAGCACCUUGACUAGACUAACAUCUGAGUAAAGAUUGUACUUUGCUUUCUCGAUCAACAUAUCAUCGUACAGAAUCAAAAUCUGUUCUCAGUUUUAAGAUUAAAAAAGUAAUGUUCUUUUUCUCACAAAACAAGACAACACCCGUCUAUAGGCAUGUGCACAAACGAUUUUUUGUCUUUUAAUUUGGGAUAGAACACGUCGCUUUACGGCCUAAAAUCAGAGUGCAAACUUUAACUUUAACUUUAAGUAAAGAUAAAAAGGAAAAUUUUAAUCACAAAAAUAAGCCUACUUCAAAGAGAAAAAGAGCAGAGAAUAAUUUUCUUUUUUUUCUUGAAUAAUUAUAUUAGAGACGUAUA
Chelonus insularis is the source of this 3286-nucleotide messenger RNA. RefSeq lists its product as uncharacterized. The transcript has 2 exons. The coding region runs from base 251 to 1435 and encodes 394 amino acids. The record is from RefSeq and is a predicted model, not a curated record. Lineage: Eukaryota; Metazoa; Arthropoda; Insecta; Hymenoptera; Braconidae.